This is a messenger RNA of Penicillium canescens, 339 nucleotides long. RefSeq lists its product as uncharacterized. NCBI's taxonomy places the organism in Eukaryota, Fungi, Ascomycota, Eurotiomycetes, Eurotiales, Aspergillaceae. Bases 1 to 339 code for a protein of 112 amino acids. The transcript is spliced from 2 exons. The record is from RefSeq and is a predicted model, not a curated record.
AUGUUAGACAAUUUGCCCUCCACGACCUCUCAUUCCCGGAUACCCUGGUCAAAAGGCCGAAGUGAAAGCAUUUGCCGUGCGGAGAAGUUCGAACCGCCACCGGCGUUUUGCGGGGAAAAGUUUUCUACCUCUUCCCCUCAAUUAUGUCUGUUUCCCAUGCGAGAACGAUGCCGUCCUACCAACCAUUUCAAUGUCUCGUCUGCCAAAGUCGAUUUACCCGGCAUGAGAACCUCAAGCGCCAUUCUGCGCUUCAUUCGCGUUCUCAGGCCGAAGCCUCCCUUCCCUGUGACUUUUGCCACGCGACUUUCUCGCGACCUGACUUGCGCAACCGACACAUGA